This is a messenger RNA of Dromiciops gliroides (monito del monte), 926 nucleotides long. It is a transcript of the gene PFN4, whose product is annotated as profilin family member 4. The transcript has 5 exons. Gene Ontology annotation, molecular function: actin monomer binding. Bases 209 to 598 code for a protein of 129 amino acids. The record is from RefSeq and is a predicted model, not a curated record. Gene Ontology annotation, cellular component: cell cortex. Lineage: Eukaryota; Metazoa; Chordata; Mammalia; Microbiotheria; Microbiotheriidae.
GGGAGGACGGGCCGGCCUGGGCGCCAAGAAGGGGGAAGGACGGAUUAAGCUGUCCGGUCUCUGACUGUUCAGUCCCAUUGGUCAGAGAUGUUAGUAGCGGGAGACACCAUUGGUCAGUGCUGAUGGGACGGACGGCCCACUGGUUGGCAUUGUUGGACUGGAUCUUCAAAAGGCCAGAGGCCCUCCACUGUCCUGGAGCUGACCAAGAAUGAGCAACGUGCAGAAUUUGCUGCUGGACUCCCUCCUGGGCACAAAGCAUGUGGACAAUGCAGCCAUCAUCAAGCUCCAUGAGCGCACUGUCUUGGUGUCCUCACCAGGGUUUAAUAUAUCACCCAGUGACAUCCGUGUACUUGUGAAUGGAUUCUCCAAGAACCCUCUUCAAGUGCGAAGGGAUGGUCUCUACUUCAGGGAGAAGGAUUACAAAUGUGUCCGAGCAGAUGAGCGCUCCCUUUACGCCAAGAAGAACAAGACGGGGCUGGUGGUUGUUCAAACCAAUCUGCACCUCCUGGUGGCCACAUAUCGGGAGGACAUGUAUGCCAGCGUGUGCGUGGAGGCCGUAGAGAAGCUGGGUGACUAUUUAAGGAAAAAGGGAAGUUAAUUCACUCAGAAGACUCUGAAAACCUCAGCUGUGUGAAGAGGAAACAACAGAUUUUGAGAAAGGGAGGGUUGGGUUAUGAAGAAUAGAUGUUGUGGUCAGGAUAAGCAGUAGGGUUAGGCUUAGUGUUAACAUCUUGGACAGUGCAGGGUUGAAGGUCAGGGUCAGGGUUGGGGUCAGGACUAGGGCUGGUGUUAUAGUUCCUGGCUUGGAGUGUCCAGGGCCAGGGCCUCCAUCCUGAAGAAAUGAGCAGCCUUUAUCCCUAGGCUUCGGGGCCUAGGGGAAAUGAACCCUUUGUUCCCCCACAACUGCAGGUCUUCCAGGCCCCAGC